AUGGAGGAAACCUACCUGCUGAAUGUGGAAGGGGUCAAAAAGAAGAUUCUGCAUGGAGGCCAAGGGGAGCUGCCAAAGUUGCAGGAUGGGAGCAAGAUCACCUUCCACUUCCAGACGCUGAAGGAUGACUUUGAGCGGACAGUGAUUGAUGACAGCCGGGAAGCUGGCAUCCCCAUGGAGAUCAUCGUGGGCAAGAUGUUCAAGCUGGAGAUCUGGGAGACGCUGCUCAGCUCCAUGAGAGCCGGGGAGGUGGCCGAGUUCUGGUGUGACACCAUCCACACGGGCAUGUACGCCCUGGUCUCCAGGGGCAUGCGGAGGAUUGCAGAGGGCCGGGACCCCCUGGAAGGGCAGAAGCACCGCUGUGGCAUGGGCAACAUGUUUGACUACCACAGCACAGGCUACGACGACCUGGAUGAGCUGCAGCGGACGCCGCAGCCCCUCAUCUUCAUCAUGGAGUUGUUCCGGGUGGAGGAGCCCUCGGCGUACAAGCGUGACACCUGGGCCAUGAGCAAGGAAGAGAAGCUGGCAGCAGUGCCUGUGCUGCACGGCGAGGGCAACCGUCUCGUCCUCCGCAAGGAGUUUGGGCAGGCAGCAGCGAAGUACCAGGAGGCUGUCAUCUGCCUGAGGAACCUCCAGGCCAAGGAGAAGCCGUGGGAGGAUGGCUGGCUGAAGCUGGAGAGCCUGGUCACACCACUGGUGCUCAACUACUGCCAGUGCCAGCUGGAGCUGGGCGAGUACUAUGAGGUGCUGGAGCACACGACGGAGCUCCUCCAGAAACACAACGACAACGCCAAGGCCUAUUUCAAGCGGGCGAAGGCCCAUGCUGCUGUCUGGAAUGAGCAGGAGGCACGGGAGGACUUCCUGCGGGUGGCUCACCUUGACCCCUCUAUGGCAGCCGCUGUGAAGAAGGAGCUGAAGCUGCUGGGGGAGAGGAUGAGGAAGAAGCACAUGGAGGAUCGGAAGCGCUACCAGGGGCUCUUCCAGCCACCCCAGGGGCUGCAGGCCAGCAAUGGGCAGGAGAGCAGGGAGAGCAGAGAUGGCACGAAGCAGCAAGGACAGCAGCACCACAGUACAUGGUUACCAGAGCAUUAG
Messenger RNA from Gymnogyps californianus (California condor), 1092 nucleotides. Its product is annotated as aryl-hydrocarbon-interacting protein-like 1. The record is from RefSeq and is a predicted model, not a curated record. The transcript is spliced from 7 exons. The coding region runs from base 1 to 1092 and encodes 363 amino acids. Gene Ontology annotation, molecular function: protein binding; peptidyl-prolyl cis-trans isomerase activity. Lineage: Eukaryota; Metazoa; Chordata; Aves; Accipitriformes; Cathartidae.